AUGCCGCCCCCGCCCAAACCUGUACCAGCCAAGGCAGGCCAGACAUCCUCCAAGACUCCUUCAAGACAGCGACAUCCACAAAAGCAGCAGCCUGCUCCACUAACGGACAGACUGAAACGUCUGUUUACUUCCCUCUGCGCUCAAGUUGAUGGUGGGCACUUUACAAAUGCGAUUCGUACAUGCAAUAAGAUCUUGCGUCUAGAUCCAAGUGAUCGCGAUGCACUACGGACGAAGCUUUUCCUGCUUCUCCAAACUGAGCAGUACGACACUGCCCUUGCACUUAUCGCUGAAAUAAAUGAACAAUGUUCGUUUGAGCGGGUAUAUGCAUUAUAUCGUCUUCAGCGAGAAGAAGAUGCUGCUCAGGUGCUAAAGGAAAUCAAGAGCAGUGGAAAAGAGCCAGAGCAGAGAGGCGCGAUGCACUUGGAGGCUCAGUUAAGCUAUCGCCAAGGAUCGUACCAGUCAUCCCUGAAUAUUUAUAAUGAACUUCUUGAAACAACUGAUCCUUCUUCGGAUGAACAUGCAGACAUUCUCACCAAUCUAUCAGCCUCCCAAUCACACCAGGAUUUCAUCACAACUACAUUUAUGCAAGCUAUGUCUCAACUCCCUGGCUCUAAUGCCUCAACGUUAGAAUCUGCGCCACCACCCGUUCUCUCCCAACCAGCUUCGAUCCUCGUUUCUGUGGAAGAACCCACGAAGAAGCCGGAGGCUGUGGAAACCAAAACGAAAUUGCGGACAAAACGUGCACCGAAGGGAGUCAUACCAGGCGUGUCUCCUCCACCGGAUCCAGAAAGAUGGCUGAAGAAGUCAGAACGAACUAGUUAUACACAAGGGAAAAAGCGUAGAGGUGCAGGAGGUGGUGCGACUCAAGGUGCAACUGUUGGCGCUGAAACUGGGCCUGUUUCUGCUGGCGUCUCGCACGGUGGAAAGACUGGUGGGAAAGGCAAGGGAGGGAAGAAAAAGUAG
Suillus subaureus is the source of this 963-nucleotide messenger RNA. RefSeq lists its product as uncharacterized. Gene Ontology annotation, molecular function: 7S RNA binding; protein binding; ribosome binding. Gene Ontology annotation, biological process: SRP-dependent cotranslational protein targeting to membrane. The transcript has 4 exons. Gene Ontology annotation, cellular component: signal recognition particle, endoplasmic reticulum targeting. Lineage: Eukaryota; Fungi; Basidiomycota; Agaricomycetes; Boletales; Suillaceae. The coding region runs from base 1 to 963 and encodes 320 amino acids. The record is from RefSeq and is a predicted model, not a curated record.